CUGAUUCUGAGAAUUAAAAAAAACUGUGAUUGGAGAAGCGUCAUACGAUACGUACAAACUACGAUGGUGUUAUUUUUGAUAUUAAAAAAUUGUUUAACUUAGACAAUUUCGUAUCCAUUCUUGUAAUGGUUUCUGCAGUUUUACUAGAAUUUAUAAAUAUUUAGGGUUCAUGUUUUGUUUAAGUGUUGAUUGGUUUGUUUUGUUAUGAUGAGCCUAGAAUGGCGGACGUUGUCAAAUUGGGAUAUUUGUUAGCAUUUUUAUUGUUGAAUUGCUCCAUUGGUUUACUUGGCCUCGAUGCAGUAGAUGAUGAUGGGGGAUCAGAAACAACCCACGCUUCACGGCUGCAGAGCCUCGAUGAUCCCAUCACUCUGGAUCACAUGAUGGUACAUCACCACAGAUAUAAAUGCCAUCAAUGCGAGUCACAAGACUGCGAGGGCACUGCGCGCGUAUGCAGCGACGCGUUAUAUUGUUACAAGGCGUCGGUGAGGGCCUCCGACGGCGCGCUGCAGCAGUCACGCGGCUGCAGCAGCAACAGCGACCAUUAUCACUUCACCUGCCGCACCACGCAGAGACAAGGUAAACGCCAUGCGGGUCAGUUGAACAUAACCUGCUGUAAAGGCGAUCUCUGCAACGACGGCAGUUUCCCCGACUUGCCGCCGGUCGCUGACACCUCUAUAGAGCCUCUACCUUCUCACAUAUGGAAGUUAUGGGCCAGUGUUAUAGCUUCCGUGCUUAUAGUCAGCGCUAUAGGAGCUAUGGCUAUAUUUGUGCUGAGAAGGAGUCAUAGGCUACGUGUGUCAAGGGCAGCGCUACACAAGUUGGGUGCCGAUUCUAAUUACUUCUCCAGCAAUAUGUACAGCCCUCAUGUUACCAGCGCUUUUUAUGAAGGUGUAGAAGGUUCACAAACUGGCUGCGGAGUAAGGGCAGUAGCAGCCGGAGACUCCACAUUGAGGGAAUACCUGGAAUGCAGUGUCACCUCAGGUUCGGGGUCCGGACUGCCUCUCAUGGUGCAGAGGACCCUGGCCAAGCAGGUCACGCUGAUGGACUGCGUAGGGAAGGGUCGCUACGGCGAAGUAUGGCGAGGCUCCUGGUACGCGGACAGCGUUGCCGUCAAGAUAUUCUUCUCCAGAGACGAGGCUAGUUGGCGAAGGGAAACUGAAAUAUACAGCACUGUGUUACUGAGGCACGAGAACAUUCUAGCGUAUGUUGGCAGCGACUGCACCAGUAGGGGGAGCUGUACGCAGCUAUGGCUGAUCACCCAUUUCCACCCGCUGGGCUCCUUAUACGAGCACCUGAAUCGCAGCACCCUCACGCGGCACCAGAUGAUGGCUCUAUGCCUGUCCGCUGCCAACGGGCUUCUGCAUCUGCAUACAGAGAUACACGGGACGCAGGGUAAACCGGGUAUAGCUCACCGCGACAUCAAAACGAAGAAUAUAUUGGUGAAAGUGAAUGGCGAGUGUUGUAUCGCCGACUUGGGGCUGGCCGUGACCCGCGCACACCUGCUGCAGGCGCCGGUCGACCCGCGCCAGGGGACCAAGCGGUACAUGAGCCCGGAAGCCCUAGAUCAGAGUAUGAACGCGGCCUGCUUCGAGACGUUCCUACGUUGCGACAUCUACGCGUUCGCGCUCGUACUAUGGGAAGUCUGCCGGCGAGUGAGGCCCGCGAGGGAGUACCGCGUCCCCUACUACGAGCUCGCGCCCGCGGACCCCAGCUUCGAUGACAUGCGCAAGAUCGUGUGCGUCGACGCUGCCAGGCCGGCACUCACCAACGACACGCAACCGACUAUGGCCGGUAUGGAGAAUCUAAUGCGCGAAUGUUGGCACCAGAACUCGUCUGUCCGUCUGCCCGCGCUACGGAUCAAGAAGACUCUACUCAAAAUAGCUGCCAACGACAACUCUAUACGGCUCUCUGAUGACAAUGAGGUGCCAGUCUAACCAAUGCACCCUUAUAUGGACGUACAACGUGAGUUUCAAAAUAAUUUCGGAAGUAAAACAAAUGAAUUUUCAACAAAAGUUUACGACUUUCCAACCAUAUUAAAUACCCUAGAUACAACAAGACGAACUAAAUUGUGGCCGAAACGUGUCCAACAGGUACAUUGUACGGUCCACGGAGCUCCGUAAAAUGAUCGCGUGGUCAAAAACCAUAUAAGGCAUUAUUUAAACAUUGAAAGUCACCUUUAAAACAUACUGUAUAAGGUCUUCAUUAAAACGCAUGCGUCGAAGACUUCUGACAGUUCGAAAUACAAGCUCGUAAAAUUUUACGACUU
Chilo suppressalis (striped riceborer) is the source of this 2266-nucleotide messenger RNA. The record is from the annotation of a GenBank genome assembly. Lineage: Eukaryota; Metazoa; Arthropoda; Insecta; Lepidoptera; Crambidae.